GUAUGCAAUCCGGUGAUGCAUAUGAUGGCCGAAGUUCCAUCGAUUCAUCCCGUGGUCAGCUGCACCUCCACCUGCAGGUCCAUCAUGUCCACAGUAGAAGCCGAGCUUCAAACCUUGUACGACAACCUCCAACAGAUUCGUCUCCUCAACUAUGUUACGAUAUCUUGUGUGGCAUUCCUCGUCUAUGAUAUCCUAACCAACCUCGAUAGAGAGAUUCCCCUUAUCUGGUUGUAUUACCACAACGCUAAAGAGGAGCACUUGUCUUGGCGUGGCAGAGCUCGCCGCAUGCUUGUUCAAACACUUUUUAUUUUUGGCCGUUACUAUGCUCCUCUUUACCUUGUGGGCUUUUUUGCUGUGAACAGUCACCAGGGCUUCUCUGUACCUUUGUACGCAUUCAUAUGGGGCGGAUUUGUAGAUACUAACCAUUUCACACCGAAAGCUGCAAGGUUUACUACUACAUCUUCGCUCUGUGAGCUCCCAUGCACAACUUUGCACUCAUUGGCUUAUUCUAUUACUAGUGGAGGGGAAGUACUGUACUCAACGCUCGUCAACGUUAUCCUGGUGAUCCGUCUUAAUGCGAUGUACCAAAUCUUUCAUGGCACGACGGGAUUACGAAAACACCAAGUUUUUCUUGCCUCUGUAGUCAUCAUUGAAUUUAUGAUCGAGAUUACCAUAUGUGCUAUACUGGCUGCAUGGAUGGAGAAAAGGGUGAUAGAGCCUCCAGCCGGAAUUCCUUGGCAAGGUUGCAUGCUUAGCGAAGAAGCAAAUGCUGCGCUGUCACUCCCGGCCUGCAUCACAGCAAUUCUGGUUGCCACAAUUUUCCUUGGACUCACACUCCGCCUGCUCUACUCGAGUAUGAAAUCAAGGUUUAAAGAUGUCGGAGAUUUCACGAUCUCCAAUAUCAAGGAAGAAAUUCGGAACAUCCAGCCAAUGACGCGAACGUUGGUCAGAGAUAGUGUGCUGUUCUACUUCCCCAUGUUUGGGAUAUUGGUUUCCACCGCUCCUCUCAUCACUCUCUACCGCUCGACUAUUGCCAAUGUCACUGCUCCGAUAAUUAUAGCCCUGUACUCCUUCUGCGCCUCGCGACUAAUAAUUCACACCCGAGAAAGUUUCGCCCGAGCGUCCCGAGCAUCCCACGACACGUCGACUCCCGAGUUUGGGCCAAUCAGCUUUGCGUCCGGCUCGUUGAUGGCAUCGCAGGCGGGGACGCAUGUGUGACAGUCGUUCGACCUUCAGCGUUGGGUACCGUCAAGCUAGCUGUUUGUGUUGGGCGCUACUGCGCGAGCUACAGUGUUGUUAUGCCUUGCAUCCCGGUACCAGUUGUCGCUGUAGAUCAUCUUCUGUUGUAAUAUGUGGCAAUCUGUUGAUGAGGCAUUUCGUCGGCGCCGAACCUGGAGUUGCAAUUACUGGGGCAACUUUGUUCGAGGCUGAAGCUGAAAGCUAUGGUGUCGUAAAUUAUAUUAUAUCUCUCAGGGCGUCCGUCAUAGCUUGUCAUCGAUCAACUCAUCAUUGACGACGCGUUGGUCUAGGAAUGCGGUACUUAGGCCGCUCCUAAUAUGAAACCUCACCCUACUCUUACACUAACGUCGGUG
Molecule: messenger RNA, 1592 nt
Organism: Pisolithus orientalis
Lineage: Eukaryota; Fungi; Basidiomycota; Agaricomycetes; Boletales; Pisolithaceae
Exons: 16
Coding region: 16-1218 (400 amino acids)
Source: RefSeq, a predicted model, not a curated record